This is a messenger RNA of Nicotiana tabacum (common tobacco), 1018 nucleotides long. Lineage: Eukaryota; Viridiplantae; Streptophyta; Magnoliopsida; Solanales; Solanaceae. The record is from RefSeq and is a predicted model, not a curated record.
AUGCGGACAAAAGAUCGCAUUUGCAAUUCAUACCCCUCCCAGGCUCCCUUCACAAAUGCGAAGAAAAGUUCGCAAUUGCGAACACAGGCUGGCCUGGCUUCUCUUCGCAUUUGCGAUGAGAAGUUCGCAAAUGCGACCUCAACAGUGAUCACAAAUGCCAACCCUGACCUCGUAUUUGCGAGGCUAACGCCUGCCCAGUGCCGGAAGGUCAAGGAAGUUGGUGACCUAAUGACAGGGGUGCCGGCGACCGAAGUCCCGGUGAACGGCGGCCGUAAUUAUAACGGUCCUAAGGAUCUGCCUUCGGCAGUUGACGAACAUGUUGCUGGAGUUUAUUUCUUCUCAGAUACGACUGCUCGNUCCACAUUUCAACUUAACAGGCUCUUGAACCCUUUGUAUCAUCUUCAGAUCACCCCUCAAGUUCAAGAGUUCAAUCCACAACUAACAUGCUUCAACAGUAACUCUACAUCAGACGAAGCUGAUGAGCAACAGUUGAAUCUAAUAAAUGAACGGAAACAGAGAAGAAUGAUAUCUAAUAGAGAGUCCGCACGGAGAUCACGCAUGCGCAAGCAGAGGCACCUAGACGAGCUUUGGGCACAGGUUGUCUGGCUCCGAAAUGAGAAUCACCAGCUCCUGGACAAACUAAAUCAUUCUUCUGAGCGCCAGGAUCAAGUACUUGAAGAAAAUGCUCAACUCAAGAAAGAAGCUUCAGAACUUCGCCAAAUGAUCACUGACAUGCAGCUUAGUAGUCCUUGUCCUAGCUUAAGGGCUCUUGAGGAUGAACCUUGCAGUGGUUUAUCUCAAAACGAAUAAAAAUUCAGACUACUCUGGAAGUUAUGCUGGUUCAGAUAAGGCCAUGGUUUUGUUUUCCUUGUUGUUAAGAUGGUGGUCAGAAUUUGAGUUUUCUCUUUAUCUCUUUUGUUGACGAGAUGAAAGCUAUGAGUUUAGUUUUUACUUUAUCUCUCUUCUUCUUGUGCUGGUAUGCUAUUCAAUAAAAAAUUCCCUUCUUUUGUGCUGUUCA